Aureobasidium subglaciale EXF-2481 is the source of this 1605-nucleotide messenger RNA. RefSeq lists its product as uncharacterized. NCBI's taxonomy places the organism in Eukaryota, Fungi, Ascomycota, Dothideomycetes, Dothideales, Saccotheciaceae. The record is from RefSeq and is a predicted model, not a curated record. Bases 1 to 1605 code for a protein of 534 amino acids. The transcript is spliced from 5 exons.
AUGGACACGUAUGAUGUCAACCAGUGUGCAACUCAGUGCACGGCCAAGUAUGGAUGCUCAUCCUUUAACAUCUACUUUGAGCGUGAUCCUUCUAUCGAUCCUAACGAUGCCUCAUGCUCGAACCCUGCUGCGUUCACCAUGAUUAAAUGUGUAAUGUGGUCGGGCCAAGUGACUGCUGCAAAUGCCGUCAAUGUCGGUCAAUCACGUAGUGGAUUCUCAGUUGCCAUCGCCGGAAACAAUGGCUAUACCGGUGUCCCCUUUAGCAAAUUCGCUAUAAACGCACCCUAUGACGCUCAAGGUUAUAACACUAUGUUCAUUGGCAACUGGGACGUUACUCAAUGCUCAGAGUACUGCAAGGCUCAGACCACCUACAACAAGAACACGGCCCCUAAGGACGGCACUCCCUACAAGGCCUGUCGAUUCUUCAACACCUAUCUCCUGCAGGUCAAGAAGGCCGAUGGCACCAUCAUCCCCCAGGGACAGUACUGCUCGCUCUACACCGAAGCCUGGCCUGCAAAGUACGCUGUCAACAGCGGAUCGUGGCAAGGAAAGGACCAGUACACCAUCGACUACAGCUUUGGCUUCUCCAUGACUGACGCUGGUAUUGAUCCUACUGUCGGAGAUUCCAAUGGCGCCAAGUACCAAGCUGUCGCUGACAUCAAGUGGUCGUCCCUCCAGCCUUUCUGCUCAGCCUACCUUGGCUACACCAUUCCUCUCUCUACCAUCACCUCGACCGCCACCAUCACUCCUGUUGUGACUUCCACCUCAUACUCGACAACAACAGUUGCACCUAUGCGCAAGCGUGAUGGCACUGACUCUUUGUAUCCGGGACUUAGCAUGGAUUCUUCGGUCGGUACACUGGCUGUCAUCGAUGCCAAUGGUACCAAGUGGUACAAUCCAAACAUCACGGACCAAGGUCCUGAUGUAUCUCAAGUGAAGAAGCGCGAUGUGUCUGUGGCUAUUCCCGCGGGCCUUCCAACUUGUUCCAUGCAAGUUAAACCCGCAUCAUCUACCUCCAUCCUGACGACCUUCGCAACGGUCACUGGCGUCGUCAGCACCACAAUUGUAUCGGUGGUAUCUACUGCAACCUCUGCGCCACCCGUCGACAAUCUUGUUCUCAACAUCGCUGGGUCGGGAAACAACCCUGCCUCUUCGGGACCGCUCGAGUUCGUCAACCGAGCAGAUCCUCCCUAUGGCGUCGGCAACUUUCCCUACAUCAAUAUCCGCAACGUUCCAAAGUACGCUAGUCUUGUAAGGAAGACUGGAUUUUACAUUGAAUCGUCUACUGGUUAUCUUAAAGAUGACGUUGGCGGAGGACGCACGGCCGCGGUCUACGCACGUGUGUCCAGCGGAUCCCUCACGAGCAUAAACUUCCUCACUGCAGCCGAACUUGCUACAAACAUCUUCCACGCGCCUCUGAUUUGCACAGUAGCAGCAGCUCUACCGAGUGAAGUAAAGUGCUCUGUCAAAUCAUCAGAUGGUCUGAUCUUGAAGGACUUUGUAGGCAUAGGGCACAUCAACGAUUACAGCUAUUUCUACAUGUCUCAGCUCAACCAAGACAGCUACUACGGAAAGACUACGCUUACUCUCUCUGCACUGAAGUAA